This is a messenger RNA of Neurospora hispaniola, 459 nucleotides long. RefSeq lists its product as uncharacterized. The transcript has a single exon. The annotation marks the transcript as partial. Lineage: Eukaryota; Fungi; Ascomycota; Sordariomycetes; Sordariales; Sordariaceae. The record is from RefSeq and is a predicted model, not a curated record.
AUCAUGAUGCGCCUCUUCCUUACCCUCCUCUUCGUCACCCCCUUGGCCCUCGGGGCUCCCACGGCUCGCGCAGCCACCUGCGAGCGCGACUUCCUCAAAGCCCAAGCCGCCUCGUACGUGGCCGCCCAAAAGGCUGGAACCCCCUCUCCUCUGACCAACUCCUCAUCCUCCGGAUCAACCAUCAGCUACACCCAAAACUUCAAGACCGCCACCCUCACCACCGGCAUUUUGUCCACCCCCUUACGCAUCGACCACAACCGCAGCAUCUACGACACCACCCAAUGCGCCACCUACACCGAACUCAUCAGCACCGAACCCAACAAACAACACGUCAUCGGCACACAACUCCGUUGGUCCCCGGAGACCUUGACCCUCUCCAAAAUCGAAACCAUUGUCACCUCCAAAGGCGACUGGCUCUUUGACCCAACUUCCACGCUCAAGUACUCUUGGUGGAAUUAG